AAAUAAACCGGAAGUUGAUGUGUUUAUUUUUUCAUUGCGCAUGCGCAGACGGAAGUUACAAAAAUGGCUAAGCAUGGACCGAAUAUUCUUCUGACAGGAACACCGGGUACUGGAAAAACUACAUUAGGCCAGGAACUAGCUGAAAGAACAGGACUGUCUUAUAUAAAUGUUGGGGAUCUCGCAAAAGAGAAAAAUCUUUAUGAGGGUUAUGAUGAGGAGUAUAACUGCAAUAUUUUGGAUGAAGACCAGGUUGUUGAUGAACUAGAGGACCAUAUGGAAAAUGGUGGACGUAUCAUAGAUUAUCAUGGUUGUGAAUUUUUCCCAGAACGUUGGUUUGACAUUGUCUUUGUGCUCAGAACUGAUAAUACAUUGCUGUAUACACGGUUGCAAGAACGGGGAUAUAGUGGCAAAAAACUUGAGGACAAUGUACAAUGUGAGAUUUUUCAGACAAUUUUGGAGGAAGCCAAAGAUUCAUAUAAACCUGAUAUUGUUCAUGAACUGCAAAGUAACACACCCGAAGAAAUGGAAGACAAUAUAGAAAAAAUAGUGUUAUGGAUUGAAAAGUGGAAACAGGACCAUUUAUCUGCAACGAUGCCCUCAUGAUUUAUUAGUUACACAUACCGUAGCGCAUUUUGUAUUCCAUGUAAUGUAUGAAUAUAUGGCAGAAUAUCAGUGUAUACGUUUUUAUAGAAAAUAAAUAAUGAUAGAUAGAACACGAUCUGUAGUUACAUUUUCAGUCACCAAUGUUAGAUAAUGG
Molecule: messenger RNA, 757 nt
Organism: Owenia fusiformis
Lineage: Eukaryota; Metazoa; Annelida; Polychaeta; Sabellida; Oweniidae
Source: the annotation of a GenBank genome assembly